ACCGCAUCUCUUUUGGUCUUCAUUUCAUCUCUCAUUUUCACUUCUUCAUACAAGAGAAAGCAAGUCUUUCUCCUACAGUAAUUAUUCGACCUUAGUCCUCUUUAAUAAUAGCCAUCAACAUGUAUGCAAAAUUCCUUACUUCUAUGAUCCUGGGAUCCACCCUCCUUAUGCCGGCGUUGGGACAUAUGAACAUGAUGUCACCACCUCCUAUGCGACAUCGGGAUAAUCCUCACACCGAAACGGCUGACGAGAUUUACGAGUUCCCUUUGAAAACCGAUGGCUCCGAUUACCCAUGCAAAGGCCAUAUCGAUGCCCUCGGCACCCCGGAGGGCAAACCGGUUGCAACAUGGGCCGCUGGUAGUGCGCAGACUUUCACGUAAGUUCGACAUAUCUCUAAAGCGUUCGGUAUCAAGUGCUAACAUGUGUAAUAUACAGUCUAGAAGGAAGCGGCACCCACUACGGCGGAAGCUGUCAAGUCUCCCUUUCCUACGACAAGGGGGAGACCUUCAAGGUCAUCAAGAGCUGGCCAGGAUCCUGCCCUAACCGUGAAAGCGGCUCGGACCAGACUUUCAACUUUGACAUCCCGGAGGAAGCUCCCAGCGGGGAGGAAGUCAUAUUUGCCUGGUAACCAUCCCGCCCGCUCCUUUCCCUCCCCUCUUCCGUUCAUAUAGCUAAUGACAACCAUCUCCGACAGGACAUGGAACAACCGCGAGCGCGAAUUUUUCCAAAAUUGCGCUGUCGUAACCAUAACCGGUGGUGGUGCUGGAAUCUCAAACCUGCCGAACGUCCUCGUCUCGAAUAUCGGGAAUGGCUGUCUCUCCCCGCAGACUACCGCCGAGCUGAAAUAUCCAAAUCCGGGCGACGUUGUCGAGCUCGGCGACGGGGAGUAUCCACUUGUUCUUCCCACCGGCGACUGUUAAGCGGAGAGUUUUUGCAUUGUGUCGCCAUUACAACCGCUUGUUUUGUUUCUGCCUGCCCAUCUCUUCCCCGCAAAUGUCUGGACACCCAGGAGGUGUCUACCUGUAUUUUUAUCACCUUUUUUUUUUGUUCUCUUCCCCCAGGCCUGUGCAUCAAGUUUAUAUAAGCUAUAACCGUAGAAUACAUAAUUAUUAUC
This is a messenger RNA of Tuber aestivum (summer truffle), 1114 nucleotides long. The record is from the annotation of a GenBank genome assembly. NCBI's taxonomy places the organism in Eukaryota, Fungi, Ascomycota, Pezizomycetes, Pezizales, Tuberaceae.